UCGUCAUACGAUCCUUCCGGUAGCUUACCUUUACUCUUUCGUCAUUUCAAUUUUUUAUUCUACUCAGCCGUCGAAGGAGCUGACCAUUUAACUAUGCUACAAGUAAAUGCACAAAAACCAUAACCGGCUGUGUAUUAUAACACAAAGGUAAUUGAAUUAUCAACCGACUUUUGCAUCGAUUAUGGAAGCUAUGUGAAGCGAAACCGCAUCCACAUCAGUCAAGUGCAGUUUAAUUUGCAACCGUUUUGCAAGAUAUCCAAUGAACCGCGAAAAAACACUAUCCAGUAAAUGGAUACGGUUUACAACCCAAAGUGCCAACCAUGCCUUGAACGGAUUGCAUGCUCUGAGAUACGAUCAUAAACAACAAGAAACGAUUGUUAAUCAAGACAACUAACUUACUUCCGAUUGCAGUAUAAACUAUAAAUUAAACUUCAAACCAAUAAGAAUCAGUAAACUAGCGAAGAGCAACAGCAUUAAAAUCAGAACCAUCGUUGGAUUAGGAACCUGAGAACGAUGGCCGAUCCAGCACCAGGAAAUAAACUGCCAAUUCAUCUUCAGAGUGCUCAAAAUCGCCUGUACAUAAAACAAGGGCAGGUAGUAAAUCACGAUGGUAUCCAGCAGGCAGACGUCUACAUCGAGGAUGGUAAAAUCAGAUACGUCGGCUCGGGUGCGGAUUUUGUCGUCCCAGAAGACUGCCGCACGAUAGAUGCUACAGGCAGGAUGCUCCUUCCGGGUGGUAUCGAUCCACACACUCAUUUUCAGAUGGAGUUUGGGGGCACCGUGUCUAUUGAUGACUUUUACCAGGGUACCAAAGCGGCCGUUGCCGGCGGAACGACCACAGUCAUUGAUUUUGUUAUCCCGAAAAAAGGAGAAUCUCUGCUGACGGCUUAUGACACGUGGCGAGCCCGAGCGGACCCGAAAGUGGUCUGCGAUUAUGGGUUGCACGUCGCUAUUACCUGGUGGUCCAAAUCAGUUCGAGAUGAAAUGAAGAUUCUAUGCCGAGAACGGGGCGUGAGCUCAUUCAAAUGUUUCAUGGCGUACAAGGGUUUGUUCCAGGUGACCGACAGUGAGAUGUACGAAAUAUUCGAAACUUGCAAAGAACUCGGUGCAGUUGCUCUGGUUCAUGCCGAGAACGGAGACGUAAUUGUCGAGAACGUGCAAAGAUUACUGAAUGCGGGUAUCACCGGGCCCGAGGGCCAUGAGCUGUCCCGCACGGAAGAAGUGGAAGCCGAGGCAGUGACCAGAGCUUGCAUGAUUGCCCACCAGACCAAAUGUCCUUUAUACGUAGUCCAUGUGAUGAGCAAAUCGGCCGGUAUUGAGUUUACACGUGCUCGACACCGUUACAGUGAAGUAGGUAUUUUCGGAGAAACCCUAGCGGCCGCCUUAGGCACCGAUGGUACGCAUUACUGGGACAAAUGCUGGCACCACGCUGCCAGUCAUGUCACGAGCCCUCCUCUCAGACCGGAUCAAACGACACCCGAAUUUUUGAUGAAUAUGCUCGCUCAAGAUGAUUUGCAAACAACUGCCAGUGACAACUGCACCUUCACCAAGAGGCAAAGAGAACUUGGACUAAGUGACUUUUCUAAGAUUCCUGAUGGCAUAAACGGAGUCGAGGAUCGUAUGUCGGUCGUUUGGGAGAAGGGAGUGCAAACAGGAUUGAUCGAUCCGCAACGGUUCGUGGCCAUCACCAGUACCAACGCGGCCAAGAUCUUCAAUCUGUAUCCUCGCAAGGGCCGUAUCGCGCCCGGCUCGGAUGCGGACGUACUUAUUUGGGAUCCAAAGAAGGUACGCACAAUCUCGGCCUCAACGCAUCAUCAGGCGACCGAUUUCAACAUCUUCGAGGGCAUGAAGUGCCACGGGGUACCGGAGUUUGUAAUUGUACGUGGUCGUGUCUGCGUGGAAAAUGGUGUACUUCGAGUGACCGAAGGCCAGGGUUCCCUUCUGAAGACUUCGGUCUUUUCACCGUUUGUGUACGAUAUACAGAAGGACAUCACAGAUAGCAAUGAUGAUGACAAAAGUUCCCGAAAUAGAUUACAGAGUCUGGAUUUGAAUCAGAAACACAACACCGAUAUCCCGAAGCCUUAAGCUUUGCCGAAAAAAUAUACUCCGGGAACGGUACUGAGCAUCACGUUGGAUGAUUCGCAGAUUAGCACACCGCACCGACUAUGUUCUGAGUAGCAAGUGGAUGAUUUAAAAAGAUGUAUUUUUUUUGUUAAAA
Messenger RNA from Malaya genurostris, 2218 nucleotides. Its product is annotated as dihydropyrimidinase-like. Gene Ontology annotation, cellular component: cytoplasm; cytosol. The transcript is spliced from 6 exons. Gene Ontology annotation, biological process: pyrimidine nucleobase catabolic process. The record is from RefSeq and is a predicted model, not a curated record. Lineage: Eukaryota; Metazoa; Arthropoda; Insecta; Diptera; Culicidae. Bases 514 to 2085 code for a protein of 523 amino acids. Gene Ontology annotation, molecular function: dihydropyrimidinase activity.